UUACUCAUGUUUUAUAUGUGGCGAUGGGUUUAUUUUCACUCACUCAUAAUUGCAAAGUUUAGAUGUGUCUCAUUUUCACUGAUUUUGCAUGAUGAGUAUGUUAGAUGAACACAUUUGGAAGCUACUGGCUACAUUGAUGUCUUUAACCAGAAGAGUUUUUCUGAUCAACUAGGAUGGAAAAACGCAAUUUCACGGUGGUGAAAGAGUUCAUUCUGCUGGGGAUCACAGCUCGCCCUGAGCUCCAGGCUCCACUGUUCGCAUUGUUCCUCCUCAUCUACCUCAUCUCAGCAGGGGGCAAUCUGGGCAUGAUCCUCCUCACCACGACGGAUGACAGGCUGCAAACACCCAUGUACUUUUUUCUCAGACAUCUGGCUAUUACAGAUCUUGGUUAUUCCACAGUUGUGGGACCCAAAAUGUUAGUGAACUUUGUUGUGGAGCAAAACACAAUCUCCUAUCAUUUUUGUGCUAUACAGCUCUCCUUCUUCCUUGUGUUUAUUAUCAGUGAGCUGUUCAUUCUGUCAGCCAUGUCCUAUGACCGUUACGUGGCCAUCUGUAAGCCACUGCUCUACACUGUCAUCAUGUCACAAAAGGUAUGUCAGGUGUUAGUAGGAAUCCCCUACCUUUAUUGUACAUUUGUGUCUCUUCUUGUCACCACCAAGAUUUUCACUUUAACCUUCUGUGGCUACAAUGUGAUUAGUCAUUUCUACUGUGAUAGUCUCCCUUUGUUAUCGUUGCUCUGCUCCAACACACAUGAGAUUGAAAUGAUUAUUCUAGUCUUAGCGGCUUUUAAUUUAGUUUCAUCUCUUCUGGUAGUUCUUGUCUCUUACUCCCUCAUACUUGUUGCUAUUCUCAGGAUGAAAUCACCUGAGGGCAGACACAAGGCUUUCUCCACCUGUGGGUCGCACCUCACUGUGGUCACAGUGUUUUACGGGACUUUGAUAUUUAUGUAUGUGCAACCCAAGUCCAAUCAUUCUUUUGAUACUGAUAAAGUAGCUUCUAUAUUUUACACACUGGUUAUUCCCAUGUUGAAUCCCUUGAUCUAUAGCUUGAGGAACAAGGAUGUAAAAUAUGCUCUACAAAGGACAUUUAAAAAAGUAUGUGGUGCUCUUUACUGAAGUUCACAAUGAACAUGAACCUUAGAAGUUAUCUCUGGGUUUAAACUGACUCUAUUCUACACUCUAGUGCACAUACUGACAAAUAAAUAUAAAUACUUGCCUUCUAAAUACUACUCAAAAUUCUAUUAAUUGCAAAUACAUUACUGAACACAAGGAUAUCUUUUUUCUUACUUGUAUAAACACAACAAUUGAUGAAGUUUUAUGGUACAGUAACCUGUAUCUGGGGACCAUCAACUGUAAGAGUUGACAAGGAGACUAGACAUGCUGUAAAUGAAUGAGAAAAAAAAUUACAAAAUGUAGAUAAUAAGUUCAGGGUGGUGUGAUGUUGUAAAGAAUUGAGCAGAUGAAUUUGGCAAAGCCUCUGUUCCAUGUGUAAGGACCUGCGAGGCCUUUUCCAUGGUCCACACUGUGAACACAAGUUUUUGACAAGUUAGCAGUCCACAGUUUUAGUGAAGCAUGUAAUUAAUUAAAUCUACAUCAGACCAUUUGUGGAUAGGUCAUUUAAGAUAAAAUUCUUAAUGUCUGAUGUGAGACUUUCAAAGGCCUUGUAAAUUUUUCAUAUCUAAUCUUGAUUCUCUGCAGCCAAUUGUUGCCCAAUGGAUAAUUACUCCUUAAGGAAGAAUGAAUAUUUUUAUUUCAAGUUGUGUUCUACUGAUGUCAUGGAUCCUUGCACAAGAUGCAGACACUAUAAAGAGGCAGGUGUG
Molecule: messenger RNA, 1819 nt
Organism: Ochotona princeps (American pika)
Lineage: Eukaryota; Metazoa; Chordata; Mammalia; Lagomorpha; Ochotonidae
Product: olfactory receptor 8K3
Exons: 1
Coding region: 174-1115 (313 amino acids)
Biological process (GO): G protein-coupled receptor signaling pathway; sensory perception of smell
Cellular component (GO): membrane
Molecular function (GO): odorant binding; olfactory receptor activity; G protein-coupled receptor activity
Source: RefSeq, a predicted model, not a curated record